AUGUCACUUAUUGAAAUAGUUAAUUCAUCCACUACAAAGAGACAUGAUCUGCUUAAUUGGGUUACCUUAAAAAUUCAAAUAGCGGUUCAAUUCGAAUCGACAGAUGAUGGGUCAGCACAAAUGAAGAUUGCAGCAGAUAUAGCAGAUCAGAUUUGUCUCUUUAUUAGGUACCUUUCAGAUCUGGAAGAUUUAAGUGUCAUAGAAUCCCAUUUUAUUUGGAUGAGAUUGUCUCAAUUGCAUCUGAUCUGCUUGAAACACUUGGAAAAGGAACAAUCAGAGAAAAUCUUUGAUUCAGCAGAAUUAAUGAUAAAAGUUCUGUCUGAGGACGAUGUGUCUAUAGAUAAUGAGAACAAAGAGAAUGGAGAGGAUAGGAAGAAGAGGAAAAAGCCAAGCAAGAAAAAAAUGUACAGAUAUUCGGCGGCGAAGGAAGUUGCUUGUAUUGUACUGAUCCAGCUUUUCGAAGUCUUCGGUAACCAAUUUUCGUCCCUAGUUCCUCUUUUAUUUGGUACAAUAUUUAAGAACUUGAAAAAAGUGUUGGAGAAAAGUAAAUAUAUGCAUGCCACAUUCAUGACUUCCCUGAUACAACUUGUCAAUGUAAUGGUUAGAAAUGGCAAUCAGGCAGAAUUUUUCACGAAUUACUUUUCAAAAUUCUCUAAAAUUUCGAAAAACAUGUUCGAAGGAUUUUAUUCAGAUAAACUCGAUUUUCCUGUAAAUUUUGUGUCUGCUGUUAUGGAACUGUGGUCAAUGCACUUUAGAGAGGAGUCUUUCAUUAAAAGUCACGUUACAGAUCUAUCUGCUGCCAUUUAUAUGAGAUAUUCAGAAGGAGAAUUAGGCUCUUAUGGUUUCACUAAUGAUAGAACGCGACCCAGUACCGCAAAAUCACUUGCUGAAAUACUUUUUGAUUAUUACUAUGUCAAGAAAAUCAUUUCUUUGAAAGAAAUAUGGACCCUUUAUGCAAGGAUUUUUAAAAACUGUGCCUCAAGAGACAUACAAGUGGGUACAUUUGAGUCAAUAAUACAUUUUUAUGGAUUAUGUUCGACAACUGAUUGUACGUUUCUUGAUGGGUCUAGUUAUCUCGUGGCUUUCAGAACAUUGGCCCUUGAGGUUUUUGAUACUGAUGAGAUCAAAAAUGAAGGUAUGCAUAUACUCUACAGGAUUCUCAGAUAUUUUGACCUUAUGCACGAUAUCUUGCUACCCAGAAUUGGCGACUCUUCCAGGACGCAAAUGCUUUUCAACAUUAUGGGAUCAGAAAAUGAAGAAAAAACAUCUGAAUGUGCAGGAAAUGUGCUCUUUGUUAAUUCCAAGCCAGACAGUCAAUGGUUUAACAUAGCACAAUUAGGGCUCGCAAAGCGCUUAUUAUUAGAGCUUUCUUCCUCUUUUGGAAAUGAACAACACCACAUUAGUCAGAUCAAAAGAAAGUUGACUGAAUUGAGUACAUGCGACGUAUUUUGCAUCCGUAUCCAUGCGAAUGAAGCAUUGAAAGUUUUUUUAACCAACUUUCCGGAAUUAAUAUCAGAAACAAUUGAAUCUUCUCUUGAUUCUUUGCAACAAAGUUUUAAGCAACUUGAAAAGUAUCCAUUCGCUGUAAAUCAUGGACAUGCCCUGAUUAUUGCGAGCAUGAUAGAAAAGUCAGACAAAGAUUAUGUUUCAUACGAGCUAGUGAUGAGGAUAACUAUUUUUGCCACCUCUUUCAUAAAGAACCACACUACAUCCACUUCAUCCAUUCUAUACUAUAAGGGCUUGAUAUGCUGGAUACUUCUAAUUGGUCUUGUAAAUUAUAAUGAUGAGCAAUAUCUGGCGAUGCAGUCAUCACAGCUUUUUUUGUUUUGGAAAGUACUCCUUACACAUACUUUUGGAUAUCGUGAGGAGGAUGAGUUGUAUAGAAAUCUAGAAAUAAGAAAUCAUGCACUUACCUGCCUGCUCACAUACCUAGGUAACUCAAAAAUGGAUAAGGAGGUAGCCAAGCAAAUUUCAUAUUUACUGAUAAAAUGCUCUAAUUUUAACCACUCCAUUAACCUCAAAUCUACUAAUAUAGACAAGGCACUCCUCAUAAACGAGCACCGUAUCCUUCAAAUAUAUUUGCGAUUGCAUGAAUUCAUCAAAAGAGAUUUUAACAGUUCGCUGCUGAUCCUAAUUGUAAAAAAUUUCUCUGACCCCAAUCUUUAUAUCGAAGCAUCACAAUCAAUGUUGGACAAUAUAAUAGGUGUGACCGAGAAAAAUACUUCUUUGAAGGAAGCAUCCAGGGAAGAAAGUUUUCUGGAAAAUACGGUGGAAACUGUCUUACAUUUGAAUGAUGGAUUCGCUUUUGGAAUAUCCAGUAAGAUAGCUCUCUCUGAAAUUCAAGAGCUUAGUAUUAAAAUCCCUCAGAGGUGUGACAGGGAAACGAGUGGAGCUUUACCUUCAAAGAAGGACUCUUGGUACCAUCCAUUGGAAAGGGAAAUAACGAAACCAAUAACACCAAUAUUAUCUCUCGACUAUUUAAUUAUGCUCUAUGGGCGCGGCCAUUAUACGGCUAAGGAUGAAUACUCUCCAAAAAUCACAACCUCGCUUGUUGAUUCUUCCAUGGAAAUCUUUUCUCUCACCUUUCCUUAUAUAAAUGGAAAGAUACAGUACUCUGUGAUAGAAAGUUUGAAUGUGUCAUUGUUUUCAAAACUGACAACUCCACUUAGAAAUGUAGCCGUCGCCGCGAACGUUUGUGUUGCGAUCAACAGUGCACUGAAUAUUAUUGUCGAGAAAGAGCUUGGUAUUGAUGUGUCCGUCGGUCAACUUCUAAUUGAUUCGCUCAAGAAAAUUGAGUAUUAUAAAGAUUCUUACUUAACAAGGAUCAAGGCUGACUGUGUUGGGUUAAUAUGCAUGGCAGUAAGUUGUGGGGAAGCAGGCUCAGAAAGAAUGGAAUUUGUAUCUACUCAGAUCAGAAUUCUUGUUAAAAACGUUGUUGAUAUAGAGGAGCCAUACAAGCGAGUUCUCUAUGCUCUUUCUCUGGUUUCGAUAUACAGGUAUAAUGCACAAAAUUCUUCAUUCAGCGCAAUAUAUGAAGUUAUAUUUGCUUUGAUUCAAGACCCCCACCCUGUUGUUCACGUUUGGUCGCUAAAAGCUAUGCAUAUUUUGUUGGAGAGACAUUUUUCUAUAGACACAUCAACAGCUGCUAGAUUAUUGGGGACCGUUGAAUCUGUUACUUCAGACCCUUCUUAUGGAAUUUACUGUUCUUCAAUUCUGCAGCAUAACUACAAUAACCAGUUUAAUUCUCACAUCGUCGUGGGCCAGAUAACAGAGACAUUGACAGAAAUACUCGGGCCUAACAUAAUUGAGCUUGAUGAAAGUUCCUUAUGCUCGUAUAGAAAUCUCGUCAUUGCUGGUCUAACUUCUAACGAUUUAACUGCUCAAAAUAUUAGUCUUUCAAUUUUUGAAAUGUUAGCAACUUUUAAGCUCAAGGGUAUUGUGGCUGAUGAGGUUUUCAUGGCCUGCGCGAAGUCUAUGAUUGAUGAUGCUAUAGUUACUGUAUUUGGUUCUUCAUACGUGAAUUGCAGAUUUACUGGUAGCACUGAAAUUUUCUCUAACGAUUCAAGUCUGUCGUCGUCUGUUCAUUGCUUUGGUUUAUUUACGGAAUUGAUAAGAUUACAAAGAGAAAGCUUGAUAACACGAGAUAUAGAUAUUGCUAGUUGGAGAUAUCUGGACUUGUAUCCGACUUCAGAAGCUGUCAUUGGUUUUUUAUUUACGUGGAUAGAACAAAGCUGUGAAUUGAACGAAAGAUGGUUCGAUAAGCUGUAUCUUUUUUUUAAUAUGGGUGAAAGAAAGCUCUUUAGCUCAUUAUACAAAGAAUUCAGUUCUAUAUUACAAAGGAAGGGAAUCAGAAAAACGGCUGAAAAAGAAAUUCGUGGAGAAGAGGAAAAGGCCAUUGCGGACUCGGAUACCAAUAUUUCCUCGGUACAUGUUGACUUUUCAUCAGAUAGUAUUCAUUGGGGAGCAAAAAAAGCAGUUCUUGCUUUUAUCAAACUUUUGUGCAUCAAAUCUCAGAAAAAAAGAUCAUUAUUCAAUUUGUUGAGUAAGAGACUACCUGAAUUAAUUAAAAUUUCUUUUCAAGCGUCCGUCAGUAAAGUAGUUUCCAUGCAAUUACUGGGCUUGGAAAUUUUAAGCCUACUUCUCAAGCAGUGGGCCAAAGUGAGUGACCCAGAGAACCCGAACAAUUCGAUUUUGGGGAUAGAAGAGGCUCAGAUUACUAGUGCGUUGAUGCCCGCAUUUGAUGCUGAAAGUGCACCAGACGUGGUCGUUUCUGCCAUUAAUGUUUGUGCAGAAUUCUUGUCAUCAAACAUAGCACCGCUUGAAAGAGCUAAUCGUGUUUCUCAUAUAAUGGUAAACUUUUUAGAAGUUUACAAUAAUAAAAGUUCCUCGAUCAAAAUUGGAGAUACCCAUAUACUAACUCAGAAGGCAAAGCGGAAGAUAGAGUUGGCAGUCUUGGAUGGAUGGUCUAAGCUUGUUCAAAAUGCCCUUGUGCAGCAAAAUGAAAAACUAAUAGAGUUCACGAGGAGAUACUGGGAAAUUCUUGUUCCCCUAUGGAUCAUCUCUUUACGAGAAUACGUAAUGGUGAAAUACGAAAAAAUUGAAAUUGAGAUGGGGCUUCAUGAGGACUGCAAAAGCUCGUUAUAUGAAUCUCGGAGUACGAAGAUAGAACUUUAUGACGGCAUUUGGCUGAAUUUUGCAAUUGCUCUAGGUUCGAUUCUUGAGAAUGAUAGUUUUCUCAUUUCAAGUUGUCUGAACGAGGAAGAAGCGGACAGUUUCAUGUUCGUAUUACUUACUCAGUGUUUUGAGGAUAUAGCUAAGCAUCUUGAUGACCACGAAAUUAAAAUGAAAGUUUUACCGGCCAUGCAUAAUAUAUUGAAAUGCCAUAUCUCUUUUGAUAAUAUAUUUGAAGAUGAUGCUAACGCGGAGAUUGUUGGAAUUCUUGACCGUUUGAUUGUCAUGGGCGAUAAUGAAGAGAAGUAUGAGCUAGUCAAUAUUAUUAAUGACUUGAUAGGGGGAUACACUAAGAAAUAUAAUACUCAUGAAACAUUCUUACCAGGAAUUGACAAACUAUACGAGCUACUGAGGUUACUCCUAAUUCCUAUUUCUGAUUUAAUUCCAUCUAUAAAAUACAAUUUUGAAGACCCCGAAGACAUGCCAAUGGUGAAACUAGAUGACACAGAUUUGAGACUUUUGAGGCAUACUUUUACUGUGCUGGAAAACAAUGUGAGUAAGUUUGACGAAAUGUUCAAGGAGGAUCUCUAUGCAUGCAUGCUUUACAUAAUGGGCAGAAUCUAUGAGGACAAGAAUAGAGAUAUUGUUGUUCCGCUGGUACUUCCUUUUUUGAAAUCGAUUACGGCAGAUUUAAAAACAAUGAAGCACUGUAUGAAUAUGAUGAAGGUUUUUUAUGAAGCGGUAAAAGCCCCCUUAUUUGAUAAGAUAAAUGGAGAAAACGAGUUGACGACACUUCUGAUACUAUUAACCAAUGGAUUUGUUGACUUCUCUUCACAGGAUUUGGAAAGAAUUGUAAACGUAUGUGUUGUUGGUAUUUUUACCUUAAAAACGAAUGCGAUUGCAACUGAAGGAUUGAGGAAUGUAGUUAUGAAUAUUAAUAAGAAUCCGAUUUGUGGGUUUUUGUUCAAGAAAGUUCUGAAGAAUGUAGAGGGAAGAAUAAAUGCUGAUACUACAAUAGAGAUAUGCAGAAGUAUAAUGUCAGUCGUUAUGACCUUCGCGAAGAAAGUGAAAGCCGAAAAUCCAGACAAAUCGAAACAAGCGUUCGCUCUAUGUUUGAAUUUGUCUUUGUUAUGUUGUGACAUAUCCUCCAGUGAUGCUGAUCAACUUGUUGUUGAUAGUGCGAUUGAACUAAUCAGCAUUGAUUCAAACGUGUUCAAAGAAGUACUGCAAAAUUUCGUGCCAGAGUCGCGGAAAACCAAGAUUGGACACAUUAUGGAGAAUAGUUCUCAAAUUAGCACUUUCAAUGGAAAAGGAUACGAGGAAGAACAUUUAACUUUGAAAAGUUUUAAGUAA
Messenger RNA from Zygotorulaspora mrakii, 6024 nucleotides. It is a transcript of the gene LAA1, whose product is annotated as AP-1 complex accessory protein LAA1. Gene Ontology annotation, biological process: endocytosis; retrograde transport, endosome to Golgi; intracellular protein localization. Bases 1 to 6024 code for a protein of 2007 amino acids. NCBI's taxonomy places the organism in Eukaryota, Fungi, Ascomycota, Saccharomycetes, Saccharomycetales, Saccharomycetaceae. The transcript has a single exon. Gene Ontology annotation, cellular component: membrane; endocytic vesicle; Golgi apparatus. The record is from RefSeq and is a predicted model, not a curated record.